Messenger RNA from Zootermopsis nevadensis, 10659 nucleotides. It is a transcript of the gene POSH, whose product is annotated as SH3 domain containing ring finger posh. The record is from RefSeq and is a predicted model, not a curated record. Gene Ontology annotation, molecular function: metal ion binding; protein binding. NCBI's taxonomy places the organism in Eukaryota, Metazoa, Arthropoda, Insecta, Blattodea, Termopsidae.
UCUAUCACAGUCUGUUCUGCCAUUCAAAAUAUAAAGGAUAUGCUUGAAUAAAAGAAUUUGUUUCUUGCAUGCGAAAUGCAUAAAACCGAGACAAUGGCAUGGUCGGUUACAUUGUUUCUGUUCUAAACGGUCUGUACUGGGUUAGGCUGUGGUCUUGCAUCACAAAGCAGGAUCUACACCUGCUAGCGGAAAGCCGGAAAUGGUGAUGGGGACGAAGGAGUGAUUGAUUCAUCUGAUUAUGGCUGUGCUGUGGAUGUUAUUUUGUAAUGUUUUGUUUUAGUUACGUAGGGAGUACUGUCUGUGUACUGAUCAUGAUAGUGGUGAGGACGAAGUAUGAAUCUGUCGUCGUAAAACCAUUUUCGAUAUAUGAGGCAUUCUAGUUUGUAUCUUACGAAACUGAAAGUGGUGUUUACUAUGAUUCGUAAUCAUGGUUAUGUUGAUUCUCAAUAUAAUUAACCGAUCUUUCAAUGAAAAGUAUUUCACUUGAAGCAGCGUAACAGCGUGUGAACGUGUUAGUAGGGCACUAAUCCAUUAGUGAGCCUAAUUAAGUAUAUUCAUUUGCAUACCGAUGAUAGUUUCUAUAAACUCAGAUGUUAGAGGCCUGUCAGAAAUGGCCAGGGUCCAAUUGUUUUAGACUUGAUGCCAGCAUUACAUCGAUCUAGUUAAUUGUAUAACAUCUAGCAAUGCGAAAAGAAAGGGAGCCCGAAUUAAGUGUGGACUGUAAUUAGGUCGUACAUGGUUUACAUAAUUGUGAUUGGGUCGAAUUUAAGUCACAUUGGUAAGGACUGCAUUCAAAUGCGUGAAUGAUAGUUUGACUGAACUGUGUAAUUUUUAUCACUAAUUCUGGUAUGCGGAGUUACUGUACAUGUAAAUCAUUUUGAUUCAGCCUGGAACUGAUGGAAUUGGUAGUACAUGUUUUGUGAAGUUAUUAAUUGUAUAGAACAUGGGCAGAAGCAAGCUGAUGUUUGGAUAGAGAUGGCUCUUAAAAUUAAAGAGAAACACCAUUUUGUUUAUAAUGUUCACCAUAACUGCACUGAAGAUGCAGCCUGCAAUUAUAUCAAGAGAAAAUGUAUAGUUCUCAGAAGUUGCAAUUGUAUUGUACAUAUGUCUUUGGAUUUAUUUUCAUCCAUCUAGAUCAGCCACUGGUAACCUUGCAGUGAAAACGUUUCGAGUAGAAACUAUGAGAAGUUCUCUAGAAUUUUUUAGACAAAGAGACUAAUUUAGCAGAGGGAAGUAUAACAACAUGGAUGAAUGGACACUGAAUGAUUUACUGGAAUGUUCCGUUUGCCUCGAACGUCUGGACACUUCAAGUAAAGUACUGCCAUGUCAGCACACAUUCUGUAAGAAAUGUUUAGAAGAGAUAGUGAGUACUCACAAGGAACUUCGAUGCCCUGAAUGUCGCAUUCUUGUUGAUGUAAAAAUAGAAGACUUGCCACCUAAUGUACUCCUAAUGCGAAUUCUUGAGGGAAUGCGUAAUGCAGCUCCCAAGAAGCGCAGUGCUAUACCAAAUCGCUUGCAGGGUGGUCUCUUCCCUCCAAGUUCAGUUCAGCAUAUGGCAUCACUGCAGCAACAGCAACAGGUGCCUACCCAUACAGCGACAAUAUCAUCCCCAGAAACCAGAGUACACACAGUUCCCAAGCAGCAUGUGAUACAGCCAAGUCAGCCGUAUGCCAGAGCGAUAUAUGAUUACCUCUCAAAUGAACCAGGUGAUCUGUGCUUUAAGAAGGGAGAUAUAAUCUUGCUGCGUAAGAAGAUUGAUAGUAACUGGUAUCAUGGCGAGAGUGGCGGAAACCACGGAGUCUUUCCUCUUACAUAUGUGCAGGUUAUUACACCACUGCCAAGUCAUAUUCCACAGUGCAAAGCUCAGUAUGACUUCCGAAUGACAAAUGAUGAUGAAGAAGGCUGCCUAACCUUUAACAAGGGUGAAGUUAUCACAGUAAUUCGCCGUGUUGAUGAGAACUGGGCAGAAGGGAAGCUUGGAGAUCGUAUUGGAAUCUUUCCGUUGGCUUUUGUUGAGCUGAACAGUGUGGCACGAGCCCUCAUGAAGCUUUCUACGAAUUCCCAACCUGGUCCAUCACGGGUUGCUCCACCCACACCAACUUCAGAAGAUACCACGCCACUGAUUCCAACAGAUCACACCCGUACUGUUGCUAAUUCUCACUCAUCACAGCAUCAUGGUGUUGCAGUAAAUCUAGGAAAUAUAAGUGGCUCUGCUAUCACACCCACUUCUCAGUCAGCGCACCAGCAUCAGAUUUCUAACACAGUUCCUCCAGUGGGGACUUCUGAUUCAAGUUCAACUGUAUCGUCAGCCUCAUCUUCAACAACACCUAACACAUCAUCAAGCAACACGUCAUCUAGUUCUAGCACGGCUCCAUCAUCUCCUACCUCGCCUCCCCCACCACGGAUACCAGCUCCUGGCAUCACUCUUCCUCCGCAUAAUGCGGUGGCUCCACCUCCCCCCAGGCCAGCACACAAUCCUAAUAUCUCUCCAGGUACUCCUGCUCAUCAUGUCCCUCCUGCACAGCACAGAGAGAAACGUCACAGUUUCAGUGUGUUGCACACAGGACAUCACCACCAGGCUUCUCAUAGACACUCAGCUGAGAUUUUAAGUCCUACAGAAACAACACAAGACUGUCUGACUGCAGAACAAACCCUACAGUCGCAGAUGGGAGGCAGUGGUGAACUGCUUCAACGGCAAGGUAGCCAGCGACACCGACGGUCAGGAAGUAGUGACACAACAGGGAGUGGAUUGACUCCACCUCCACCGCAGGGGGCUCCACACCAUAGUUCAACAACUCAAUUGCCUGCACCUUAUACUGCGCUAUAUCCAUACAAGCCCCACAAAGCUGAUGAACUUGAAUUGAAGAAGGGAGCCAUAUAUAUGGUGACUGAAAGGUGUCAGGAUGGUUGGUUCAAAGGCACUUCCAUUCGUACGCAGAAGUGUGGAGUAUUUCCUGGAAAUUAUGUUACACCUGCCAGGGCCGUAACGAGUGGGCAGGCACAACUGCGUAGUCUUGCUCGUGGUUCGAACAGCUCAUCCAUAGCACCACAGCAGGGUAGUGGUAGCAGUAGUGGCUCACCUCGUAACAAUCCUGCAGCUUCAACUCCACCCGUUGAACCACGUAGUUUCACUCGUGUUGGCAGUAAUAAGCAGGGUUCCUCUCCACUCAUGUACAGUCCUCGUAACAGUCAACAAAGUCACAAUACUCUUGGUACUAGUGUGAUGACAUCACAGGUUCCUCCAGAACUUCCUCCACGAUCAUCCAGCCCAGGACACAGCAGUCCUUCUAUUUCCUUGUCUCAGCACCAUGGCUCCACAUCCGUAUCUCCUUCGUCUCAUCACGGUUCAGUCAUCUCGUCAUCUUGGCAUGGCCAACAGCCUCAGCAGCCUGGAACUUUGGGCUUAGACCUGACUUCAAACUCGGCUCCAGUCACUCUCGGUCGCAGUCAUAGUGCUGUAAUGGCGACUGGCAGCACUGCAUCUCAUGGUUUUGAUGCUUCGGUCAGUACGUUGGGGCGCAGCGCUGUAGGCCAGGGACUGGUGCACAUGUCAACAACUGUUGCGCCACCACCAAAUGUAUCUGUUACGGCUGUGAGCAGUAGAUCUUCAGAUAAGGCAAAAGAAAAGAAACCAAAGGGAGGGCUAAUGAGUCGUUUUACCAGCAUGAAGAAGUCAAAAUCUCCGCCACCUGCUACCUAUUCAAUGGAUAAUCCGGUGUUUGACGAUGGGAGUGCAGCUGUGAGUCCGCAACACCCUGUACAUGUCAGGUCUGGCUCGUGUCCCAGUCAGCUUCUACAGGUUAUGCCACUAGAUGGUAGCACUGCACACCACCGCCUCUUUGGUUCCUCUGCUUCCUCGGGCUCACAGAGAAUUAAACAUAAAGACCAACGGCCCAAUGUAGUGAUGGCUAAUCUGGCCCACUUUGGAAGGUCAAGUGAUGUGACUGCCUGUGGUACUAGUGCGAAUCAUCGCAAGUCUAACUCAUUAGAUGCUGGAACUGGUGCAGACAGUGGAGGAGGAGGAAGGAAAACAAAUAAACCUCUUGUUCCACCUGUAAGGGAAAGAUUUCGCUGCAUCGUGCCUUAUCCUCCAAACAGCGAAUCCGAACUAGAGCUUUGGGUUGGUGAUAUUAUUUAUGUACACAAGAAACAUGAGGAUGGCUGGUACAAGGGAACGCAGCAACGCACAGGCCGCACCGGGCUGUUUCCAGCAAGUUUUGUGGAGGGUUGCUGAGAUUCCCCACCAUGCAUGAUGGAGUCUUGCAUCUAACCCAGCCAAACAGCCAGCAGCAGGCAAAGUGUAUGGAACGGGUUGCGGAGGCAUGAUGAAGUUGUGCAUUGGGUUUCCGGUUGAUUUGUACAGGUAUCAUUCUUUAAGCAGGUGUGAAAUAUGUCAUGAUACACUGUUCAUUUUCCACAUGAAGAAUUGGAAGUCGUGAUGUGGCAUAAAUUGUUAGUAUCAGCAAAGAAAGCUGUUCAACGGGUUUUUCUAGAUCAUCUCUGGUAAAAGUUUACAGUAAAUAGGAUCUGAAGGGGAAGAGGGUUAAUUGAUGUACUGCCAGAAAUAAAAAUGAUUAAUUUAAACUUUUGCCAUUCACAUGCAUCUUUGGCGAGUGUUUGUUAUAGACUAGUAACAGACAAAGGUGCCAUUGAGACAUAAUUGCAUGUUUCUUUUUGGAUGCCAAGAAAUAGCUAUUUCUGUGUGUUCUGUUUAAUAAAUUAUGUUGUUUUCAAUGCAGUGUUUGUCUUCUGUGAAUGAACGCUGAAUUUAACGAUGUACCAGAUUCGAUUGGUAUGAAAUUUUUAUACCAUAAAUGUUAAAUACAGUGAGUCCAUCAAAAGAUCGGUUAUAAAGUAUUACUUGUAAGGGCAGAUGAAUUUACUUGAGGGUGAGCAGUCACAGGUGUGAUCAUUUGGUGUUUUUCUUUAUUAAUAUGCAGAUUUAUUUUUUUAGAAAAAUAAGUCUCAGUUGGUGCUCAUUACGACAUUCGUCUUGUUAUAUCAGUGUGGUACUAAUGGUCUGUUUACAUAGAAUAACACGACAUCACAUGGAAAUUAAUGUAGAAAAAUUCAAAGGUAUUGAAUUUUAGGAAGUUGCGUAUGAAUAUUUAUUUAUUGUUUUCUCCACCCUCCAUUUCUCAAAUUAGUAAUGUUACCACAAGUCUGAACAUUUUACUUUUCGUUGCCAAAUAUUUUUUUUUCUGUCCACACACGGGCUUUUGAAUUGUGAUUAUUUGGUUUAUUUGACUGCUGUCAGUAGGCCAAAUGAUGAUAGUUAUAACAUUUUUACUUUACGUGUGUGGAAAUUAUAGUGAUUUUACAGGUCUAUGUACGUACAAGGUUAGAGUUGGCUUUACAUAAGUUAAGAUAUGCACAGUCAUGUAUACUCUUGACAUUUGUUUAAAUACUAUGUGUAAAUAUAUUGUGUAUUUUCAGAUCCAUAUAUUAACUUAUAUAUCAACCAGUGUGUAUCACUGAUGAUGUUGAGUAUGACUUUCAAAUCAGGGUAAUAAACCAAACUUUUCUGUAUGAUUCUCAUACUGAGGACUGAGAAAGAACCAAAGGGAGUUGUAUCUUGAAGUAAUUUAUCAGAGCUGGAUAAAUAAUUUUGAACUUGUGCUGUACCGUAGUUCAUUAAUAACAUUUGAGUAUUUAUAUGACCAACUUCAUCAUGUAUAAUGCUGAUGAUGGAUCCCACAGAAAUAUAUAAAUAUAAAUUAUGUUUAUCCAGUGGAAUCUUAAAGUCAUUAAUUUAUGUGUUACUCGCACAAAUACAUUAUUUCGUAUGAAAGUUUUGUGAGCACAUUGCAGCAGAGACUUUCCUUUCUAUUCCUUUGCGUCAGCUCAGAUACUCCCUUUCAUGCUUUGUACCAGUCACUUCAGAUUACAAAUUGAACUAGUAGAUUGUACGCUGUAGGAGACAAUAAUUAUUGUUUCCAAGUAGAAGUAUCUCUUUGAGUCAUAGAAUUCUAAUGAAGCAAAAUGACGGUUCAGUUUAAUUUGCAAAUUUUCACAUAGUGCUUAUAGCCGCAAAACAGGAUUAGGGUUUCAUAAUAAAUAAUAAAAUAGUUGUGAGGUUAUUUGUAAUAAAAACAAGUUGUAUUUGUCUUCAUAUUUUUGUAUAAAAUACAGGUAUUACUUGAAGUAUGAAUGAGGAGUAAAAAUGUUUGUAAAUUUUUUGUUGUUAUUAAGUAACCUUAUAGUAGUUGUGUAUGCGAGUGUGGACGCACAUGCCUGUGUGAGCAUAAUUUGGUUCUGCAUGUUUUAAAGAAAUGUUAACUUGUCAUCUUUCAACCUAGUAAUAGUACUUCUAGUUACCGAACUACUUCCAAAGAUGGCAUUAUGUGUAUAAACAUGUGAAGAUUAUGUUAGUAUGCAUGGAAAAUGAACAGUUAAUAUAGAUAUGGAAUGUUGCAAUUUAGUUUUGGUUAUAUUUAUUUAGAACUCAGAACUGAAUUUAAGCUUACCAACUUCUCUUGUACUACUUGCUCACUACAUGUCUUAAAAGCCUGUAAAUAACAAUAGAUAUAUUCUUUCAUUCUUUAUUGGCUCCGAAGCAAUUCACCGUAUAGAUUUAUUCUAUAUACUGCAGCAGAUUAUGCAAUUUCUGUAGUUGUAUGGACAUAAUAUUCAGUUUAUACAGUUCCACUUACCUAUUUCAUGAAUUUGAUGUAUUGGGAAAAUUCAAAUUUAUGUAAUUUUAAACUUGUGUUCUGUGCAGUUGAUUAUUUAAAUAAUAUUAAGUACUUGAGAAUGUUGUGUAUGUAAAUUUUUUCAUCAGUAAUUUAAUAUUGAGGAGCAUGGUAUUUCAUGCACCCACCUUUCAGUCAGUUACUACAUAAAAUUCAGGCAUGUAGGAUUUGACGUUUCCACAGCUUUUAGCCUGAAGAUGGCUGUCUUCUGUGUUGUUGCUCUGUGUGGUCUGGUAAAAAUUUACCGACGCCCUGAUGAUUGAGGCGGCAAGGACCUCUGAAAUGUUGGUAAACUUCUACCAGACUGCAUGGUGCAACAACCUGUAAGACAGCCAUCUUUAAAAUUCAGGCAGUCUGAAUGUGCCAGGAUUUAGGUAUUUAUUUUGUGUACAGUGAAAUAGUACAUGCAAUUCAUGGAAACCUAUUUGAAUGUCUCUGUAUUAACUUUUGUACAUUACUUAUGAUAACACAUAUUGUUACGGAUGUGGGGCAGCGGUGUGUUAGGAAUGCAUUCUAAAGCCAGUUCAUUAAUAAAUUAAUAUUACAUUUGAAUUUUCGAUUAUCUUGUCCACAGAAUAGUGCAUUUAUGUAUAAUGCGUAGUAAUUAUGUUAAAAGUUGUGAGUAAAUAAACUCAGCUGUGAUUCAACAUUAAAAGAAAUUAUUGCUACUUACAUUGAAAUAAAUAUACAUUAAAAUUUAUUUUAACAUGUCUGACAAAGAUUUCAUAUAACAAAGAAGUCCUAAUCUCCAUUGAGGUACCGUUGUGUUUUUAAGUUAAAAAUGUUACAUUAAGAGCUGAUAUAUAACAAAGUCUACAAAUGUUGCCAUGUGAGGCUGUAUUGUUUCUGUAAAAAUAGCUUUGUGCUAAUGUUUUACACCGUUGUGAAUUUGGGCUCUUGACAUUUUAUGUUCUGUCUUCUAGCAUUGUCUUCAUUUUAUGUGGGUUAAUGGACAAAAUACCUCCAGUACCUUCUGUCUUCUAGCUUUCAUUUUUUAUUUCAUCACACCUCUGUCCUUUUUUUGGGAUCUCUUCUAGUACAUGGCUGAACUAUCCUGUUCUUGCGCACCUUAUGUGUCUCUUUAUUUUAAUUCUGAUGCUUUUCUCGGUGUCCUUUCUCUACCCUUUAUUUUUAUAUGGUCAAACCAGUGUAGUCAUUUCUCUUAACCUAUUAACAAAUUUUGGAUUCCAGUUUCUUCUCUAAAGUUGUAAUUUCUAAUUCUAUCUCGUAUUUUAUGUGACAUCUAAGUGUCACUAUUCUUCUGUAAUUCAUAUUUUUUAUAUACGAGGAAAAAGUGACUAAAAUUUGUUUUUACGUUUUAAAGUGAAGGCUACCCCACCAAAGUGUUAUUUAUGUUACAUUGUACCAAACUAUAUGAAACCUUAAGUUGUAUAUUGAGUCUGAGACAUACUUGAAUACUUAAAUAAUAUAUCUGCAUAGAAUAUAUUAAAUUUCAUGAUCUGAUUUUUCUUUAUUUUACAUGGGUAUGUUCUGGUAUUUAUAUUAAGAGUACUCAUAAACGUGACGGGUCUGUCUGUAGAUAUUACAAAAGGCCUGGCUUAUUGUAAAGUAGGAAGACUGCGUUUGGGAGGGAACUUGUUAAAAUCAAAAGCCAUGUCCUGUGUGCUGAUUGGGGUGUUAUCGGCUUCUCAGGCCAUGCAAGCAAAUACUAGGAUAAUGUCAUCUUCUAAAGGAUCUUACCCUGUUAUUUCUGUAAUACUUUACAGAAAUGUUUAUCACUUUACAACUUAUCUGUGAUUUGUUAAAUUUUCUUUUGAAAGCUGAUGCUUUUCCUCGGAAGUGAGCGUACCAUGAAAUGAGGUAGUUACCUGCAGUGGCUUGAGAUUUCUUGAACUUCGAUUUUUUGCCACUAAAGUGGAUCAGCUUUAACUCUGCACAGACAUGCUUUCCUUGUUUUAUUUUUCAUUCAGUUUAUCAUUUAAUUUUAUUAAAAUUGUAAUCCAUCUCAGUGUUAAAGGGAUGCAAAUUCUUUACCUCAGUGGAGGGUGGUCCAGGAAGUUGCUGUUGUCAGACCAUGUCCCUUACAGUAUGACAUGCCACCUUAACAUUAUCUUAAUUAACUGAAAAUCAUCAUGAAUUUAUGUGUAUGUAUACUGCCAUAAUUCACAAUUUUCAUGUGACAUAUAUACCUAGCCUUUUAUCACAAAUUUGUUUAAAUAUACAUUUAACUUUAUAUUUUAAUAAAAGAAACUUUUGAAACAAACAGUUCUACAGUUGUUUGUAUGACAAACGUCAGUGUAGAACAAAACAUGCACUACUGCCAUUUCUGUGUUUUAUGAGGAUGUCUACAAGGGUCGAUCAAAAAGUAAUACUCUCUGUUCUUUAUUUUAUACUCAUGAACAUAAUGCCAUAUGUAAUGACCUCUACUGAAGAUAGUUAUUUUUAAGUUUGGUGUUUGUUUUUGUCAGCAGUUUUCUUUAGCAUUAAAUACGCAUAUGUGUUCUUGAAAUUUCUAAAAAUGUUCCUCUUCAUCCUCCUAGGCCACUAUGACAGCAUUUUUUAGUGUAUUAUCAUCACGCCUGCAUAAUUGUACUCUUUUUGAAAUUAUUGAAGUAUACAGAUUGGUAUCUCGCCUUUGGCAACUGAAUGUACAGGAAAUGUAUUUUGUUUUGCUAUUUUCUAAUCUAGUUACCACCUGAUGGAUCAAACUGUAACUACACAAAACUGUUUAUGGACUAGUACUUGAUGUAAUUAUCAUUUACAUAUUGUAGUGACCUAAGGACACACAUGUAGAUUGGCCCUUGUAUAUUUCAGUAACAGUGAACUAAAUUCAUUUGCUGCAUUUCUUUACAAAAUGUUAAUAUGGAGUUAAUUCUGUAUUGCAGUUUAUUAAACAAAUUUUUUUGUCCUUUUGCCUGAGCUGGGAGACAGAAAAUGGUUGAUCUAACUACACUCUGGAAGGUCAAAAUUGAUUUCCCCGUCUAUUUAGAAGAAUUACGGAUGUAUAUUAAAUUGACAGACAGCUCAUAACAAAAAAACCUUAAAACCAUUUCAAUAAAGAAAUGCAGUAAAUUCUUUGAUUAAUAUAAAUAUAGUUUCAUCUUAUAAACCGUGGGUAUUACCGUGUAGGAUUUGAGGUUUUCAUGGCGGUGAGUCUGAAGAUUGCUGUCUUCUGGGUUGUUGCAGGGCCCUGAUGACAGAGGCAGCAUGACCUCUGAAACAUUGGUGGAACACUACCAGACCGCAUGGCGCAACAACCCAGAAGACAGAAAUCUUCAUGGGUAUUUCUCUUUGGUCCUAUGCUAUACUAAUAUUUAACAGAGAACUCUUUGUAAUGUGUUGUGAAACCUUUAAGAAUACUAUUAUAAUUACAGUAUACAUUACUAUCAAAGUGUGAAAGCUGUGGAGCCAUGAACUGUAUUGUUUUGAGGCAGUGAUAUAUUUGGUCCACACUUUGUGCCUCACAGUCACAAAAUAACGUAUAGUGGAAUAUGAGAUGAAUAUUUUACAAGUAAUGUGUGUGACGUGUGUUCAUAAGUUCUAAUUGUAUUUAUGUAGGGAUGGGUGAUAGACAAAAGUAGUAAGUUUACAAGUGUGAAUUAAUAAUAACAAUAAUAUAAAUAAGGCACAUAUAUUGAAAUUGAUUUAAAUUGUGAUGUUUACAUCGUAACAUAUCAGUUCAUAGUGUUUUUUUUUGUCAUGCUCGUUUGGCAGAAGAGGACAUUUUUCCUGCUCUUUGUUGUUUAUUUACCUGUACUCUAGUGCCAUGCUCCUGUGCUGUAAUUUUAAUUUAUUUGAGUUAAAGACUGUAACUCAUAUUGUUCAGGAUGUAGUUGUUUUUGUAAAUUUAUUGUACUUUAUAACACUGUUAUGUUACAUUCUUACAACAUAAAGUUUCAUGCAGAAUUUGACAGCACUGUAGCAUAUCAGACUUUCUAUUCUUUGCUGAAUGAGACUGUGUUGUGUGAUACAGUUUUGUCAUUACGUUCUUGUGUGCAAAACCUUG